AUGGUAAGACUUAAACAUAGAUAUUAUUUAGUUAACAUUAUAUUUGAUGAUGAUUGUCUCGGCCACCGAAUUGGGCACAAAGUUUUGUACGACGCCAUUAAUUCCCUGCUUGAAGAUUUCUAUGGUGAUAAUGGUGUGGCUUGCAUUCAAUCAAAUCUCAGCGUGAAAUAUUUGAACAUUUACACGAAUUUAAUUUUGAUUCGAGUUCGGCGGCAAUUUCAUAAAAUGUUGGGAUCAGUGUUGCCAUUUAUAAAGUCGGUAAAAUGUGACUUGCUUGGAAAGGAUAAGAAACUUGGGAGGAUUGUUGAUUGUUUGGUCAACACCGUACAUGUGAGCGGGACGAUCAGGUCGGCACAAAAAUUCAUCAUUAAGUUCAACAAAAAGAAAAUUGAAAUUAUUUUACAACGUUGCGAAAAUGAAGCUCUUGCAAACAAAAUACGAAAAUCAGUAUUUGACAAAGGGACUAAAAUUAUUUGA
This is a messenger RNA of Ciona intestinalis (vase tunicate), 477 nucleotides long. The record is from RefSeq and is a predicted model, not a curated record. NCBI's taxonomy places the organism in Eukaryota, Metazoa, Chordata, Ascidiacea, Phlebobranchia, Cionidae.